This is a messenger RNA of Wallemia mellicola CBS 633.66, 2528 nucleotides long. RefSeq lists its product as hypothetical. The record is from RefSeq and is a predicted model, not a curated record. Bases 1023 to 1721 code for a protein of 232 amino acids. The transcript has 4 exons. NCBI's taxonomy places the organism in Eukaryota, Fungi, Basidiomycota, Wallemiomycetes, Wallemiales, Wallemiaceae.
UAAAUCACGAUAGAGACCUGAUUCAAGUAUAGCCUCAUCGUUCGGCCUUCUAAGAGUGACUCUCAAACUGUCAACUUCCUGACUAAGCUUUAUCUUUUCAGCUCGCAGUUCUACCGAUUCUGUCAUCCUCUGCAUUGCUAAUUUCCGUGCGUCUUCCAACUCUUCCUUGGUAGGACCUGGUGGUGGUGGCGGUUGCGGUGUUUCUCUGACUGGUGAAGGUGCUUGGCUAGGUUCAGAUUUAAUCUGAUCAACAGAAUCUGUCUUUGGUUGAGGAAUUGGUGAAUCGGAGCUAAUAGGUUUGGUUUCUUGAUGUAUUUUAGAGAUUAAUGAUGACUUUACUCUAUCAACUUGUUUCUCUGCAUUGAGUAGCUUAUCCCUCGUGGAUUCCCAUUGGGAUUUACAGUCGUCAAGUUGCAACCUCGUCAAACGGAGCUCCUGUUUGUAAGAAUUAGAUUGUUGUUGGUACAUGUGAGCUUGCUUUUGAAGGUGUACAGCAUCUGGGGACUGAUUCCGUGUGGCUGUUGUAAGUACAGAACCAAUCAACUCCUUGGUGGCACCGGAUCGAACAGAUAAAGCAGAAUUUAAGAGAGCGAGGUCCUCACUAUUUGAGUAUUCUAGAAAAUCUUUGAGAGCGUCAUUUGAUUGUAUUGAAGAUGAAGGUACUAUAACAAGUUGAAGUACGUCUAUUAAUUCAUUCCAGCAGACUUCAACGGAAGAGAGGGAGGAUUGAAGGGAGUUUGACUUAGAUUCUAAGUCUUGUAGUCUAUUAAGUGAGUGCUCAUAUUGCCUCUUAUACUCCCUCAUCUGCCUCCAAAUCGCUUCCUUCCUGAAUUGCUAACGAGAGGUUAGAGAUAUGAGUUAAUAAGUAAACAACACACCUCUAAUAAAGCGUUAUCAUUAUCUAAAUCGCUAUUGCCGUCAUCAUCAAGUUUACGCUUUUUUUGAUCCAUCUCGUAUGAAUUCAAGUAGUGACAACCUUGAAGCUGAACAUUUAGAAGAAAUUUUAAAUUAAAAAUAUCUGAAUGUCGAUAAAGAAUUUUAAGGAUAAAAUAAACCCACUACUUAGUGACGAGCAUAAAGAGAAGCUCAACAGAGCAUACAGCGAUAAUUUAUUAGCUACACAAUCUAACAGGCGUAGCAACAACUACAUUAUUGCGAGAGUGGAGGACUGGUAUAGGGAUAGGAAGAAUCACAAUCCAGCAGCUUCUGCUAGUUUACAACUCAAAUCUGAACUCAUCUCUGAUCUCUACGAUAAGGAUCCAAAUUUUGGUAUAGGUACAUUCAGCGUACCUUUCCAGCUCCAGGAGGCCCCAUCAUUUCAUGGCGUGUAUACUAACACCUAUGGAAAUAUCCCUGCGAACUUCCCAGGCUCUUUCAUUCAGACUGGUCAACAAGCAGUUGGUAAUCCAACACCUCUGCACGUAUAUCUCAAUCAACAAGCAUCUUCAUCCUCAAAAUUGUUCGCAUCUGCUGUCUGGAAUCUAGCUAAUAGCGGAAGAUUAGUCGUUUUACCUGAAUCAUUUGCUUACAAUCGUGAAAGAGAGCGCGGUGCUGUAGCUGAAGUCGUCGCACCUUCAAAUACCGAUGCAUUUGCCGACUUUCUUGAACAAUACAAUGCGAUGCUAUCCACCAAUAACCAUGUUAACACACCCAAUAACACUGCAAACAGCACAGAUUCAUCAUUCGAUAAAAACAUCCACUCGAUUCCAUUUAAGAAGUAAAGAUUUGCAUAAAUAAUUAUUAUAUCUACUUGGAAACGCUUGGAUCAAGAUUUUGUACAUCCAACAAUAAGCUACCUGAAUCGAGCAUAACUCUGUUGUUAGAAUUACUGAUAACGUCAGCGAUAUCCCUCGCAGCUUCCAAUUUACGCAAGUGUAAGAAACCUUUGUUAUUCUGUAAAGCUUCACCAAUCAAUUCUGCUGAUCUUGCUUCACCAUUUGCUCUAACGAUGAUGGAUUGCUUUUCUUGGAUCGCUUGAUCGACCAAGAAGGCAGCUCUUUGGGCGACUUGCUGAGCAAUUUGCUUAGAUUCAACAGCAGUUGUGAACUCUGGAGAGAAAGUUACGUGUGUUAAACUGACAUCAUCGAGAACGAUGUUAAAUCUUGAUGCACGCUUCGUGAGGUUAUCCCUGACGAGCUUAGAUACCAUUUCUCUUUGGGUGAUCAAUUGUGAAGCAUUGAAUUGAGCAACGACAGCCUUGAGUACUUCGUUAACAAUUGAUGGUAAAACCCUUUCAUCGAAAUCUGUGCCUAAUUCUUUAUAUAUCGUUGAUAACUCCUCCUGACGUGGUCUUGAGAGUACACGUACUGUAAUGUUAACCAUUUGAAGAUCCUUUGUACCGGUUAAAGAGCCGAUGUUGCGUGGUUUCGCUCUAAUGUCCGUUAUAAUUGGUGUUUCAAGCCAUGGAAUCUGUGAACAUGUAAGUAAUUUCUAAUUAAUAGCAAAAGACCAACUCUAAAGUGAGUUCCUUCACCGUAAACAUCCCUCAUUAUACCAUAAAAGCGACUGUAUUUGAUCGCACGAUGACC